GGGGUCACGUGACAGGGCAGUGCCUGCCGCCGAGCGCUCCUCUCGGGGCCAAAUCGCGAAGUGAAAGCUUGCAGGUGGAGCAGAGGAGUACCUGAAUCAGCACAAGCGGAGCUGAGGCUGAGCUUUCGUGUGGAGUCCCGAACCAUGACAAUGGUCUCCUGCAGAAUCCCCCAUCACUAGCUGAGCAACAUGGCUCCAGCUUCUCCUUGCAGAGAAGACACCACCAGCUCAUUAGAACUGCCCUGGAGGGUAACGCCAACAUAGAAACCCACCAACCUCCAAACAGACUGCACCUGCUUUUUUCAAGUGGACACCCUUCCUGAACCGACCCCCUUUGGAAAUCCUCCGUAGAUGAACAGGAUUCAUGUGUGCAGGACCGUGAGAUCAAAGGAGCGACAUACAGAUGUAGACUUUGGAACAUGUUCAGGCUCUGAUUUCGUUGCUUUGGUGGCAGAGCUGGACUGUACAGCUCUCCCACUUCGAUAAACGGGAACUUUGAGCCAUGUCUCUUCUGCCGACUCUCAGCAUCGUCUGUAGAUUGAUGCUUUGUGUUUGGUGUGGUGCACUCCAUAACCACUACGGUGUCCCAAGAAACACCAUCCUACAUCCCAAUGAUCUGAAGGUGUUCAGAGAAGACAACAUCUUUAACUACACAACCAUGCAGCUCAGAGAUGACCUGGGUGUGGUGCUCAUCGGGGCAAGAGAGGCCAUCUUUGCUCUGGAUAUCAACAACAUUUCUACCAAAAAAUCUUGGGUAUACUGGCCUGUGACUGAGGUGAAGCAGACGGAUUGCACCUACAAGGGUAAACAAGCUGAGGUGGAAUGCCGUAACUACAUUCGAACCCUGCACACCAUAAAUGACACUACAAUUUACGUUUGUGGCACAUAUGCUUUUAGUCCAGUCUGUGAUUAUUUGACAUUUGCUAAUGGGCAGCUUUUGCUGAAGGGAAAGCCAGAGGAGGGAAAGGGGAAGUGUCCUUUUGAUCCCUUUCAGAGAUACUCCUCCCUCAUGGUCGGAAGUGACCUGUAUUCUGCUACAUCCAUCAAUUUCUUGGGCUCUGAGCCUGUGAUUCUGCGUAGCUCCAGCUCAGCAGCUCUUCGCAGUGACUUUAAAUAUUUCUGGCUCAAUGAGCCAAACUUCGUCUUCAUGGACAUUGUUGGCGAGAGUCUUGACAGUCCUGACGGCGAUGACGACAAAGUGUAUUUCAUCUUCAGUGAGAACGCUGUGGAAUAUGACUUUUACACUAAAGUCAAAGUGUCACGGGUGGCUCGUGUCUGCAAGGGAGACAUGGGCGGCCAGCGGACGCUGCAGAGGAAAUGGACGUCGUUCCUGAAAGCUCGUCUGGAUUGUUCUCUCCCUGAACCCAGCCUGCCCCUUAUUGUCCAGGAUGUUUUCCUGAUGAAGCACAAUGACUGGAGAAAAAGUGUAUUUUAUGGUAUCUUCACACCACAGUCAGGCCUGUCUCAGGUGUCUGCAGUGUGUGCGUACAGCAUUUCUGAUAUUAGAAACAUUUUCAAUGAGGGAAAGUUUAAGACCCGUGCCGCUGUGGAGUCAUCUCAGGACAAGUGGGUGAUGUACACUGGGGAGGUGCCAGUCCCAAGACCAGGAGCGUGCAUCAACAAUGUGGCGCGUAAAAUGGGGGUGAAUGAGUCGCGGCAGCUUCCAGACAAAACCCUGCAGUUUGUCAGGGACCGACCCCUGAUGGACGACGCCGUCAGUCCAGUGACGGGCAGACCGCUUCUGCUGAAGAAGGGACCUUUGCUGACCCGGAUUGUGGUGGACAGCGUGACUGCACUGAACCAACAGACGUAUCAUGUCAUGUUCAUUGGCACUGAAAAUGGAUUUAUCCAGAAAGCUGUCAACUACGCUGGAGAGAUGUUAAUCAUUGAGGAGAUUCAAGUGCUCGAAAGCCCUGAGCCUGUCGGCAUCCUGCGUCUCUCAUCUAGCAAGGGCCAACUGUAUGCGGGCUCAGACAGCAGUGUCAUCCAGAUGCCAGUCAGUAACUGUGGUCGCUACGAGAGUUGUGUGGACUGCGUCCUUUCCAGGGAUCCCUACUGUGCCUGGGAUACCUCCUCUGAGCAGUGCUCCCGGGUCCACAGCUUGUCUUCCUCCUCCAAGAAUAUGGUGCAGAGUCUGGAGGAGGGAGACGUGUCGGAAUGUCCUGCACCAGAUCCCGUAGAAGCUGUGGACUUUCACCUAGUUCCUGGGAACAACAUCCAGCUGCCUUGCAGGCUUCACUCCAACCUGGCACAGGCCCACUGGCAAUUUUCUGACCAAACACUAGAGGCCAACAACAAAUACUACAUCUACAGCGGAGGCCUCCUCAUCCUGAAUGCCUCUGAGUCGGAUGCCGGCCUGUACACCUGUGACUCCGUAGAGCAGAUAGGCAGCAGAACGUUCAGCAGGACCAUUGCUCUUUAUAGCGUUAAGACUCCCCCUGCCCCCCCAGUGGUCGCCGUUUCCACUCCAGGGACCACAAUGAUAAAAUAUUCAGACUACACUCACACCAACACCCUGACAACAAAGACAGAGGAAGUGAUGCCAAGCCCGUUACUCCCUGAGAACCGAAAAGACAAUGGCAGAGUGAGUCACCUGGAGGUGGCUGUUGGUCUGCUGUCCUUGCUUUGUCUCUGCCUUUUUGGGGCCAUUUUUUGGUUCUGGGGUCGAAAACACUUGAGGUGUCUGAGAAUUGUGCAAACCCUCGGUGGUGGAGAGGGGAGAAGGCCGUCGGGGGAGUAUAUACACAGCCAGAACAAAACUUCAGAGACAAAGCUCCUGGAGCCAAAGGCAGGAGCCGUCAUUGCCAACAACAAUCACUCUUGUGUGGACUUCAAAGUGAACGGGGACAACCACUUGGCCAACAUUUCAGGCUUGGAUGGUUUGGGAUAUAUAUGCGACGAGUCCGAGAUUUGACUACUGAGGCACAGGCUGAGGGGUUUCUUCAGAAGGUUCUUCUUACUGCUAAGUCUAUAAUGAAAUUAUUCAUAAUAGACUACUAUUUACAUUACCAAUAAUUUCCUCUUAAAGGGGCUCAUGUUCUUUGUGAGAACACCAUAGUGGGCUUUAUUAUGUUUUUUAAAGCUCGUUUUUACAACUUUGGGUUCAAUUUCUGCAAUAUGUUUAUUUAUUUAUUUUUUUACAUCUUGUAAAGACAAAAAAACAAGCACACAAACUAGCAGGGCGUUGACCCCUUUGAAAAAGGUGACUUUUUCUGUCCAAAACGGUUCUAUUGGAGUUUGACUGUCAGUGAUUCAACUGUGCUGCUGUGUUUCCUGAUAGCUGUUGAUACCUGUGCUGUCAGGCACUGAUUUGCUGCACACACGUGAACACACUCCAAUAAUACCAUCUAUUGAUUGUGUUUGAAAAAAAAAAAAACAACUGCAACUCUUCUUAAAUGUUAUCUGGGGUUAACAUGUAACCAUGGCACUUUUUGGCAAGGUACACGGGUUCAUUUCAGACGUGAAUUUACGGUAUUUUUUUUUCCUAAAGGCUCAUUUGAAUGUAGAUUAUUUGGAGAAUGUACAUUUCAUUGAAUUUGCUGAAAAUCUCAGCACAUUUACAACUUUAAAACAAUGUUUUUUAUAUAAAGAAAUAGUUGGGUUUUUUAUAUAUACAAGUGCUAGUUUAUGUUCAGUUGUCUGUAUGGAUUUAUAUCCAUUUCACAAGAGUUCCAACAUGCUGCAGUUUUUUGAGGUGUCUGAUCAUUAAUAUGGUUUCUAAUAUUAGAUAAAACGAAUGAUCUUAUUUUUGUUUAGUAAAAGGGUGGGGUGGCCAUGGUGCAAAGGUAGAGUGGUCAACCUCUGAUUGGAAGACUGCAGGUUCAGCUCCCUCCUUGUCCACCCAAAGUGAAUAACGCAAGACACUGAACCUCAUUGCUCCUGGCGUUUACAGGUUGGUGCCAUGUGUUCGGCAGCGGAGCCACCGUCAGUGUGUGAAUGUGUGUGCGCAUGGGACCUAACCCAGAAAGCGCUUUGGGCCUUCUAAAGGACUAUAUAUGUAAACGCCAUUCACCAUUUUUGUUUAAGAAAGUUCAUUGCAGAAUCUAGAAAAUCUGUAUUUUACUUUUUUUUUUCUUUUAAAGCCUUUCCAUCAACACCACCCUACAAUACCUCUGCUCUGGUAUCUAUUUGAAUCAUUACAAACAAUUAAAAAAAAAAUCAUUUUCUUAAAAGAAUGUCACCUGUAAAGUUCAGCAACUUAAGCUGAUGUUUCAAAUAUGCCCCUUUUUUUUAAACAAAGUUAUGGGAGAGAACACAAAAAGAUUUAAACUAUCAAAGUUUAACUGUUCUUUUGAAUAAAAUCAAAUUCUUUCAACCCACA
Messenger RNA from Oryzias latipes (Japanese medaka), 4321 nucleotides. RefSeq names its product semaphorin-4E. Gene Ontology annotation, biological process: positive regulation of cell migration; negative regulation of transcription by RNA polymerase II; neural crest cell migration. Gene Ontology annotation, molecular function: semaphorin receptor binding; chemorepellent activity. Gene Ontology annotation, cellular component: plasma membrane. The record is from RefSeq and is a predicted model, not a curated record. NCBI's taxonomy places the organism in Eukaryota, Metazoa, Chordata, Actinopteri, Beloniformes, Adrianichthyidae.